AUGAAUCAAAGUCAUUCUGCUAAUGGCAAUGGUGUUGUGCUAUUUUACGGAGAAAGGAUGUUAAUAUUUUACGAUGGAUGUGAUUUGAAACUUGACGGUCAGUGUCUUAAGUUUUCACAUGAGGGACGUUUGUACCUGACUUCACAUAGAGUGAUUUUUAUAAACAGAAAAUCAUCCGCAGGUUUACUUUCAUUCAGUAUGCCGUUUGUUAAUAUGAGAGAGGUUGAUAUUAAACAGCCUGUGUUUGGAGCGAAUCGUAUAGAGGGCAUAAUUACAGCUGAACCGAAUGGUGGUUGGCAGGGUGAAGCGAAAUUCUCGAUGACAUUCAAAAAAGGUGGUGCUAUUGAAUUCGGCACAACAUUAAUCGAAUUAGGCAAACGUGCAUGCUCUUCAAAACAACAAUUCAAACCGCCAAAUUCAUAUUCAUCUGUUGCAGAUAUGAAUGGUGCUGGCCAAUAUUAUGCUUGUCCACCACCAGCUUAUUCUGCACCUUAUAACGAUCCAUACUAUGGAUUUGUACGACCACAUGAAGCAUUCACUGUACCCCAAGCGGAAACACUCUACCAAGUCAGAGCCCCACCUCCGUACCCCGGUGCUACGCCUACUACAAUGACUAGUGAUUUCGGACCUACGGCUACUGGUCAGUACGCACCACCCUAUCCUAUGAACUCAACAACUGUAGAAGGGUGUACACCAUAUCCAACUACUAACUCAUCAUAUGGAGCGAGUCUCCAAUUUCAAGGAGAAAUUCGAUUUUGUAACCUGUCUAUUAGGGACUAG
This is a messenger RNA of Schistosoma turkestanicum, 780 nucleotides long. The record is from the annotation of a GenBank genome assembly. Lineage: Eukaryota; Metazoa; Platyhelminthes; Trematoda; Strigeidida; Schistosomatidae.